GGUAAACGUUUUUUUAACUAAUUACACAUGGAGUUGUUCUUUCUUUCUCUCCUUGGCAUCCUUUUCUUGUUGGUAUCGCUCUCCCUUCAUCUUCUCUGCUACAAUAAAAACUCAUCAGGCUUGCCCGGAACCGUACCUCCGGGCACGACGGGAUGGCCGUUCAUCGGAGCAACCCCCGAGUUUCUCUCAACUGGUUGGAAAGGUCACCCUGAGAAAUUCAUUUUCGACAGAAUGUCUAGGUACUCCUCUAGUGUCUUUAGAACUCACCUUUUGCUGGAAAAAUCAGCAGUCUUUUGUGGUGCUGCCGGCAACAAAUUCUUAUUUUCGAACGAAAACAAGCUCGUACAAGUAUGGUGGCCUGAUUCCAUCAACAAAAUUUUUCCAUCUUCGACAGAUCAUCAAAACAAGACUAGCAUAAAUGAACAAGGCAUUAAGGUGAGAAGAUUGCUUCCGAAUUUCUUCAAGCCAGAAGCUCUUCAAAGUUACGUUGGGAUCAUGGAUUCAAUUGCUCAACGUCAUUUCGAGUCAUUCUGGGAAAACAAGCGCCAAGUGCAAGUUUACCCUCUUGCCAAAAGCUACACUUUCUGGUUGGCUUGUAGAUUAUUUGUGAGCAUUGAAGAUCCUGAGCAAGUUGCUAAAUUUGCGAAACCCUUUGACGUUUUAGCUGCUGGAUUGAUUUCUAUCCCUAUUGACUUGCCAGGAACAUCGUAUAACCGUUCGAUCAAAGCCUCAAACUUUAUAAGAAAGGAGCUUUUGGGGAUCAUAGAGCAAAGGAAGGUAGAUUUGGCGGAGGGAAAAGCAUCAGCAACACAAGAUAUAUUGCCACACAUGCUAUUGACAAGUGAUGAAAAUGGGAAAUUCAUGCCUGAUUUUGAAAUAGCAGCUAAGAUAUUAGGACUGUUGAUUGGUGGACACGACACUGCUAGCUCUGCCUGCACUUCCAUUGUUAAGUACCUUGCUGAGCUUCCUCACGUUUAUGAAGCUGUCUAUAAUGGUAAGUGUGCAUUCACUUAA
Capsicum annuum is the source of this 1014-nucleotide messenger RNA. RefSeq names its product beta-amyrin 28-monooxygenase-like. The record is from RefSeq and is a predicted model, not a curated record. The coding region runs from base 28 to 1014 and encodes 328 amino acids. Gene Ontology annotation, biological process: sterol metabolic process. Gene Ontology annotation, molecular function: heme binding; iron ion binding; monooxygenase activity. The transcript is spliced from 2 exons. NCBI's taxonomy places the organism in Eukaryota, Viridiplantae, Streptophyta, Magnoliopsida, Solanales, Solanaceae.